Rotaria socialis is the source of this 504-nucleotide messenger RNA. NCBI's taxonomy places the organism in Eukaryota, Metazoa, Rotifera, Eurotatoria, Philodinida, Philodinidae. The record is from the annotation of a GenBank genome assembly.
AUGGUUCGUGCAUAUCUUGACGUCGUUCGGGAUACUGUCUGUGGCUUAACUCUUCGCACACGAGAACGUGCCUACAGUUCUGAUAGUCAAGCGCGCCCAAUGGAUAUUGGCCAACGCAUAAAAGGUUUAGAUUGGCCACUAACUGGCAUUACUAUGGUUGGACAGAGACGACUGAUAAAUAUCGAAUGGGCUAUCAGAUUCGUUAUUGCAAAUGAUGUGAUGGGUGAUUUUAUUGAAUGUGGUGUUUGGAGAGGUGGAAGUUCAGUGUUCGCUCGUGCUAUACUAAAAGCUUUGGAUAAUAAUGAUAGACAUGUGUGGUUAGCUGAUUCAUUUCAAGGACUACCAAAAGCGAGAACGACAAAUGAUAACGAUGAUUGGUCGAAAAUGGAAUAUUUAAAGGUAUCACUUGAAGAAGUUCAGACAAAUUUUCGGUCGUUUUAUUUACUCGACGAUCGUGUUCAUUUUUGUAAAGGAUAUUUCGUUGAUUCCCUUCCACGUUGNUGA